Messenger RNA from Pelmatolapia mariae (spotted tilapia), 528 nucleotides. It is a transcript of the gene tnni1a, whose product is annotated as troponin I type 1a (skeletal, slow). The coding region runs from base 16 to 528 and encodes 170 amino acids. Gene Ontology annotation, biological process: cardiac muscle contraction; skeletal muscle contraction. Gene Ontology annotation, cellular component: troponin complex. The record is from RefSeq and is a predicted model, not a curated record. The transcript has 5 exons. NCBI's taxonomy places the organism in Eukaryota, Metazoa, Chordata, Actinopteri, Cichliformes, Cichlidae.
GCCUCAAGGAAGCUGAUGCUCAAGAGUCUGAUGGUGGCAAAGGCCAAGGAGGAAUUGGAGCAGGAGAUUUUGGUCAAAGAGGAGGAGAAACAUAGGUACCUGGCAGAGAGAGCUCCUCCAUUAAAUAUGAGUGGCCUGAGCCUUGGCCAGCUUCAGGAUCUCUGCAGGGAGCUACAUGCUAAGAUAGAUGUAGUUGAUGAGGAGCGAUAUGACAUUGAAGCUAAGGUCAUGCUCAACACACGCGAGAUUAAAGACCUGAAUAUCAAGGUACUGGACCUCAGGGGGAAAUUCAAGAGGCCUAAUCUUCGACGUGUCCGUGUGUCAGCUGACGCCAUCCUUCGCUCGCUGCUGGGAUCCAAGCACAAAGUCUCCAUGGACCUGCGAGCCAAUCUCAAGUCUGUCAAGAAAGAGGACACUGAAAAGAAGAGGCCAGUGGAGGACAGUGACUGGAGGAAGAAUGUGGAAGCCAUGUCAGGGAUGGAGGGAAGGAAGAAGAUGUUUGAUGCUGCUAAAGGUUCUGCGCAGUGA